Messenger RNA from Torulaspora globosa, 864 nucleotides. RefSeq names its product Golgi transport complex subunit COG7 (gene COG7). The record is from RefSeq and is a predicted model, not a curated record. Bases 1 to 864 code for a protein of 287 amino acids. Lineage: Eukaryota; Fungi; Ascomycota; Saccharomycetes; Saccharomycetales; Saccharomycetaceae. The transcript has a single exon.
AUGUCCUCCCUCCAGUCUGAAUCGAUAUCAGAUGCUGCGGUGACGAAUGAUGAGGUUUUGGAGAUCUUUUUUGAUCAAGCGUUUGUGCCGCAAGCAUUCGUCGACAUACUUCUGACCAAUGCGGCAGCGCAUGGAUUAAGUGAUGCUCAAGCUGUCUCAUCAUCUUUACUAUCCCGGUUGGAUUACUAUACGAAGCACCUUACAAAAGAACUUGAGUCUACUAUCAAGAAAUUGGAGAAUCUCUCAGAAGCACUUCCAACAGCAUGGGCAACCGACGAUUUAAUCGACAGUACUGAUGGCAGCUCACUGUCCAGAACGAAUUUAGGAAGACCCUCUAAAUUGGAAUAUUAUUUGGAUACCCUGGGGAGUGCAGUUAGGGCAAUAGAUGGUGAUUUGACUAAGAUAGAUACCCAAAUGGUAGAGAUAAACGAUAAGUAUUCAGGUAGCAGGGAAAUCGCAGAAAAGCUUAGGAAACUCGAGCUGAUCAAGGGAAGACUCGAGAAAGCUUCGCAGAAUUUUCUCACACUUCAGAGCUUUUUGGGUAUCUCGGUGGCUUCCGACACCAGUAAGGACACUGAUUCUCAGUUGACAAUAAGCGUCGCUGAACUCAAAUUGUCCCUGAAAACUCUGGAAGAGACGAUUGAUCAAUCUUUACAAGAUUCUUUAAAUAAAGAGGGCUCAGAGGAGAGGAAUCAAGAAUUACUGGACAAGAUUGAUUUAUUUAUCAGUUUGAAACCACUCUUCAAGGGACUGGACAACUUCCAUCCCGCUUACGCACAAUUUGCCCAGAAUAUUGGAACUAAGGCCCAGAACUAUCUAAGAGCGAAGGAUUUAGGCGAGAAAUUGACCUUGCAAAAUCGAUAG